This is a messenger RNA of Misgurnus anguillicaudatus (oriental weatherfish), 3470 nucleotides long. It is a transcript of the gene itpk1a, whose product is annotated as inositol-tetrakisphosphate 1-kinase a. The record is from RefSeq and is a predicted model, not a curated record. Gene Ontology annotation, molecular function: inositol-1,3,4-trisphosphate 5-kinase activity; inositol-1,3,4-trisphosphate 6-kinase activity; ATP binding. NCBI's taxonomy places the organism in Eukaryota, Metazoa, Chordata, Actinopteri, Cypriniformes, Cobitidae. Gene Ontology annotation, cellular component: cytoplasm. Gene Ontology annotation, biological process: inositol trisphosphate metabolic process.
UGGCCAAUCAACAUUACAUCGCUGAUCAACAGCAUUGCCAAAUAAAAAUGGACAGCUUGGAUAUUUAAACGUUUUAACGUCAGAGGUUAGCCAAGGGACACACGUCGGUCUCAUACCGUAAUGUGUCCUGAUGUGCUGUGUUAGUUAUGUCGAUAUGUUUUGGUGCCAUAUAAAUAAUGUGACGAAGUUGUCAUAAAAUUGAACAACUAUUUAGGCAGAGGGACGCGCGUUCUGGAGAACAUUGGAAAUCCUGUGGAUGGACUAUUUGCUAUAGUCUUGAACUGUAACUGGGACUUUACAAGGAAGGCAAUACUGAUCAACACCUGUGUUUGCAGAUCGCAUUGAUUCGGCACCGAUAGUCAGAGAUGCAGACCUUUGUGAAAGGAAAGAGAGUUGGAUACUGGCUCAGUGAGAAGAAAAUUAAAAAACUCAAUUUCCAGACUUUCGUGGACAUGUGCAGGAAACAAGGGAUUGAGAUGAUCCAGCUGGAUCUGACCCAGCCAAUAGAGAAGCAGGGUCCAUUCGAUGUCAUCAUCCAUAAGCUGACUGACCACAUUGUUGAUGCUGACCAGAAUGUCACAGAGUCCCGACUACUCAUACAAGGUGUUCAGGACUACAUAGACACUCACCCUGAAACCGUAAUUCUGGAUCCUCUUCCGGCCAUACGUACCCUGCUGGACAGAUGCAAGUCAUACAAGCUAAUCCAUAAAAUUGAAGACUCCAUGCAAGAUGACAGGAUCUGCUCUCCUCCCUUCAUGGUGCUCAAGAGUGAAUGUAGAGCAGAGACCCUGGAGCAGCUUCCCAAAGAUGGAAUAACAUUUCCUUUCAUUUGCAAAACUCAAGUAGCUCAUGGCAUCAACUCCCAUGAGAUGGCCAUCAUCUUUAGUGAAGAAGAUCUGAAAGACAUCAAGCCACCAUGUGUAAUCCAGAGCUUCAUCAACCAUAAUGCAGUGCUGUAUAAGGUGUUUGUAGUGGGAGAGGCUUACAGCGUGGUACAGCGGCCGUCCAUUAGAAAUUUUCCUUCUGGACCCACAGACAGGAGAUCUAUAUCCUUUAACAGUCACCAUGUGUCCAAACCAGAGUCGUCUUCUCAUCUGACCUAUAGGGACAACAUGGAGGGUCAGUACUGGGAACCGAACAAUGACGUCAUUCAAAAAAUCUCCAAAAGGUUACGAGAGGCUCUCGGCAUUUCUCUGUUUGGGAUUGACAUCAUUAUCAACAACCAGACGGGCCAGCACGCCGUCAUCGAUAUCAAUGCUUUUCCUGGUUAUGAGGGAGUCCCGGAGUUUUUUGAUGACUUGCUGAAGCACAUCACCAGCGUCCUGCAGGGUCAGGUGUCUAAGGGAGCGUCAUGCGGUCAUCCGAAAGCGAACGGAAUAACACAGAAUCCAUCCGUGGCCAGUGGGAAGCCCUGCGGCAUGCUGGGAAAUGAAAGCAAUUGCUGGUUGAUGGACAGCGAGGGAAUUAAAAGAGACUCCCAAAAGGGACUGAAUUGCUGCGGGGCUUGCAUGGCUCCAAAGUUUCACCAGCACGCUAGAUCCAGUUUAUCAGCAGCUGAGACUUCAUCACAGUGACACUGUGGCCCUAACAGAUUAUAUCAUUACCAUACAAACCCUCAUUUAAUGAUGUUGCUUUAUCAAUGUGAUUAAAUGUGUUGUGAUUGUUUAAUUUAAUUUUGAGUUGUUUAAUUUAAAUGAAUGUUUGAAGGAAAAAUCUGAUUUUGGAAAUAUACAUUAUAUAGCCAAACGUAUUGGGACGCUCCCUUCUAAUAAACAUGUUUCAUCUAUUCUAGUAAUUCAUAUCAAAACAAAUAUUAAUGCUAUACAAGUUUUGGAAGGGCCUAUGUCUGUUUUGAAAUGACUGUAAGUCUGUCUACAAGUCAUUGAUGCGUUUGAGUCAAACCCUGCAAGUCAUACCAAAGGUGUUCAGCAGGGUUUAGGUCUGGGACCAGUCAAGUUCUUCCACACCAGAUUGAAUCAAUCAUUUCUUUUUUUAACCUUAGUUUAUGCAUGGGACAUUGUCAUGUUGGAAUAAGAAAGGACCAUUCUCAAACUGCUCCCAAACAGCAGACGAGUGUGCCAGAUCUGCACCAGACCCGCACCAGGGGCCUCAUUUAUUAAAUGCUGCGUAGAAACCAUCCUACAUUUGAUCUUAUGAUCAUUUAUAAAAAAUGCGUAUGUAUGAUUCAUAAAUCAACCCCUUUCUUUCAUAUGUAAAUGUAUAAAUCGCAAAUGAUCUUGGACCUAUAUAAAAUCUUGACAUAUAAAAGAACACUUGUCAAUGUUUAAACCCAAUUUCGUGCAGCAAGAAUGGCUUAUAUUUCCAAAAACCUGCCGCAAUCAGACAAGCAAAAUUGCGUACGUCUGCUCAGACCCUAAAGUACAAGCACUUUUUAUAAAUAUGGACUUUGCCGUGGAUUUUUUGCGAAUGCACACUUUACGAUCAAAUCUCUGCAUACGCACGCUUUAUAAAUGAGGCGCCACAGCUGAUGACUUUGGUGCGGAUCCGGCCCAGAGUCGUCUGCUGUCUGUGAUAACAUUUCAAAACACACACAUUUCUAGAAUAUCAUUAUAUGCUGUAGCAUUGAGAUUUGUGUUCAAUGAAAUGACUAGAGUAGUCAAACCUGGUCAUUAGAAGGGGGCAUCCCAUACUUUUGUCCAUAUAUGUUAUUUUUUAUAAACGAUUUGCACUGAAUUUUAUUUACAGAAAAUAUGAAUUGAAAAUCUUAGUAAUAUUAGUAGUACAUUAAUGAGAUACAUAACUUGAAAGGAAAGUGUCAUGCUUUGUUACUGUUAGAUGCUGCACUUUUAAGGACAUUAGUGCCUUAUCAACAUUAAUGCUUCUAAAAAGUAUGAUAAACUUGGCCAAAAAACCUCUUGACCAGAACACCUUUAAUGCAGUUUCAAGCAAACUGGUCACAUUUAUUCUCAAAAACUGAAUCUGGAGCUGUGUUUACUUUUCAGAAACAUGUAACACAGAUUGUAGAGUGAUGUUUAAUAGAGUAGGCCUAACCAUUUCAUAUCUGAAGGAACCUGUUGAUUUUUAUGUAGUUGUAUUUCUUGUAAACACUCUUCUUCAUUAUGUGUUAAAGUUGCUGUUUUAACACAGUUUGUGUUAAAGGGAAACCCUUCAUGUUCUGUCUCUGCAUGGUGACGUUCAUACGCAUGCAUUUUUAUAAUCUUUCUUUUUUGGAACACAAGCAAAACUGACACAAGAAAAAUUAUUUAUAUGUACAAUGAAUAUGAAUGAGACAGUCAGUCACUAACUUUCUUCCUAAUAGAAGAAAGCCCACAGAAGAAAGUCAUGUAGAUUUAAACAACGUAUGUGUGAGUGAAUGACAGUUGUUAUAUUUGUACAUGAUGUAUAAUUUGUAUAUACGUUGAUUUUUUUUCUUUUCGGGCCAGAAAAAGCCCAUUAAAUUAUAUAAAGCCAUGAACCAGACAUUAAAAGCUCUCUGAUGUUGGAAAUUA